Molecule: messenger RNA, 1713 nt
Organism: Aureobasidium uvarum
Lineage: Eukaryota; Fungi; Ascomycota; Dothideomycetes; Dothideales; Saccotheciaceae
Source: the annotation of a GenBank genome assembly
AUGCCCAAAAAGCACAGACAGACAUACCAACCCAAACCAGGCUCGAACUAUGUUCACCCCUCCCUCGGAGGUGCUUCUCGUACCGGCGAGAAUGCUCAAGCAAAACCUGUGUUAUCCGUCAACGAACGUCUCACCAACCUGAGACUCGCCCAGUCAUCCCCAGCUUCCGUCGAAAGAAAGCGUCAGCUCGCUGAACUUUCAAACCAAAGGUCAUUACCUCCAAGCCUUGGACAGGGUAUCUUGGGUCAGACUGCUGUAGCUGCGCCCGCUCCGAGAAAUAGUGCUUCUCAGAGAUCAAGAGUGCGGCUGAGGACGCCCGGCCCUGCCCCUCCGCCUAGUUGGGUGUCGAGACUAACAAGUCAUAGACAAGCACUCGAGAGCCGCUACUAUCCAGCGAAACGACAGCCAAGGAUCUUAGGCCAGAACGGAGGUCCGGCGAGGAAUCUACCGGAUGGACUGGCCCGCUUCUUGAAUAUGGCAAAUGACAAUCCUGUCAUUCCUGGCAGCUUGUUGGACAUGUCGCUCAAGGUGGCAGCCCGAAACUGGUCAGACAUCGUAGAAGACUGUGGCGAAUGGCUCGAUGUGAUCCCACCACAUUUACGUGUUGUCCUACUCAGCUAUUUGACCACUUUAGGACCUCCAGAAGGUGUUGACAUGGCUGGCCUCCAAGCUCUCUUUCCCAAUCCAUCCGAAGCCACCUCUCUGGACCUAUCAGGGCUAGUGGGGUGGAGCUUCACGCUCAAAGAACUCAGAAGAUGGUUGCACAGGUCGGCAGAGGAAUCUAAAAACCUGGCCGCAAAGUCCAAGAAAGAAAGAAGUGACAUUGCGGAUUCGUGGGACCAAGACACCUCCUCAGACGACAGCGACUUCUUUAUUCCAACAUCUCUCAGCAACAAUCUCCAAUACCUGACCAAACUCUCCCUAGCCCAUCCUCCUCCUACAGCCUCCUGGACAGACCUCCUACUUCUCUCCAAGGACCUACACACCAUAACCCACCUCAGCCUAGCACACUGGCCACUACCAACACGAACCCCAAACUCAACCUCNCCCUACGCCUCUCUCGACCGCGACUUUGAAGAACCAGCUCUAGUUCUCCGCAUGCUAGCCGAAAACACCUACUGCCUCCGCUGGCUCGAUCUCCAAGGCUGCCACUCCUGGCUCCCAGCCCUAACCCACCGCUCCCACGCCCUGCCCCAACCCACAGACUCGGACGACAGCGACAACGACUGGUCACUCCAAUCCCAACGUCUCAAAGGUCCAGAUUGGAACGGAGCCUGGCGCCAUCUCACCUACCUAAAUCUGUCCCAAGACUCUUCUGCAUGGUUCCCCACCAACACCGCAUUUCUCAAAACCUCUGGCUUCCGCCAGAAAAUGGCAAAGACUUAUUUCCGCAUUGGCGUCAAACAUCAACAGAUUAUCGAUGACUUGCGCGAUUACAUUUCUGUUCACCCGGAAAAGAGAGAAUAUCAAGUUCAGCAUUGUGGUGAUUGUCACGCUACUGCAGAUUCGGGGGACUGUUGGCAAGAAUGUGGGAAUUGUAACACUUAUCAAGAUAUGUUUGUGGGUCUGAUGGCCAGAUGGUUGGAAAGAGAAGCAGAGGCGAGAACGGUGGCUCGAGGUAUCAUUGCCGCUAGACAGGGCACGGGUCUCAGGUGUACGUUUGACCACGGGUGGCAGAGCAGAGAAAGUUAUCCCAUCUUGAACUGGCCAUAG